CCCCCUGCCAUAUUUAUUCAUGCCGGCAAGAUGGCGGCGAUACGGACGAGGUGUUAUUGCCAGUGGACAUAAAAAGGAAUUUUAUUCAAAAUAUAGAGCCGAGUCAGAUACGUUUUUACACUUGACCGUAUUGUGUGUGUGUUUACCACGUAACGAGCGUCGACGUUUUUUUUAUAUUACGCGUUUCAACGUUUUUUUCUCACAAAAUGUUCACGUUGUAGCUCGCUCGCUAACCGACCAGCUGGCUAACAGAGAGCAGUUACUAGCUCGCUAGCUAUCCAUCACAGCCAAACCGCCGUGAAGUGUAGAAUGGGAGAAAAGCUGGAGCUCAAGCUCAAAUCACCGGUUGGAGCAGAACCUGCUGGCUAUCCGUGGCCAUUACCAGUAUACGAUAAACACCAUGAUGCUGCUCAUGAAAUCAUCGAGACCAUUCGGUGGGUGUGUGAGGAGAUCCCAGACCUCAAACUGGCAAUGGAAAACUACGUACUCAUUGACUAUGACACCAAAAGCUUCGAGAGUAUGCAGAGACUUUGUGACAAAUACAACAGGGCCAUUGACAGCAUUCACCAGCUUUGGAAAGGGACCACCCAGCCCAUGAAGCUGAACAAGCGUCCUUCUAAUGGGCUGCUGAGACACAUCCUGCAGCAGGUGUACAACCACUCAGUGACCGACCCAGAGAAGCUGAACAACUAUGAGCCGUUCUCCCCUGAGGUGUACGGAGAGACCUCUUUUGACCUGGUGGCUCAGAUCAUUGACGAGAUGGAAAUGAUGGAAGAUGACACCUUUGUUGACCUCGGCAGUGGAGUGGGGCAGGUGGUGCUGCAGGUUGCAGCAGCAACCAACUGUAAACACUACUAUGGCGUAGAGAAAGCAGACAUUCCAGCUACCUAUGCAGAGACCAUGGAUAAGGAAUUUAAGAAGUGGAUGAAAUGGUAUGGGAAGAAACAUGGGGAGUACACAUUGGAGAGAGGUGAUUUUCUCUCUGAAGAAUGGAAAGAAAGGAUCGCUAACACAAGUAUUAUUUUUGUGAAUAACUUUGCCUUUGGUCCAGAGGUAGAUCACCAGCUGAAGGAGCGCUUUGCUAACAUGAAGGAAGGUGGGAAAAUUGUAUCCUCCAAACCUUUUGCACCUUUAAAUUUUAGAAUAAACAGUCGAAACUUGAGUGAUAUUGGCACAAUAAUGCGUGUGGUGGAGCUGUCUCCACUGAGGGGCUCCGUGUCCUGGACUGGAAAACCAGUUUCCUACUACCUGCAUACCAUAGACCGCACCAUACUUGAAAACUAUUUUGCUAGUCUCAAAAAUCCUAAACUCAGGGAGGAGCAAGAGGCAGCUAGGCGACGUCAGCAGAAGGACACAAAGGACAGUAAAAGCAAUAGCACCACGCCCACAAAACCGAAAGAACAAACCAAGCAGGACUCCUGUGGUGAGGAGGAGCGUCCUAGUUUGGUGACAGUGGUCAAGCCAUCUGCCAAACCGCGAAGAGCCCGACUCCUGUCCAAAGGUCGCAAGCUGAACAACAAGAAGCGUGGUCGACCCAAGAAAGCUGCCCCAGCUGCUGAGAAGAAAAACAAGAAGAAUCAGAGCGCGCUGGAUCUGCUGCACGCCAAGACCCUCUCUGCAGCACCCCCUCAGGAUGCAUACCGGCCACCUCAGAGUCCCUUCUACCAGCUACCUCCCAAGGUCCAGCACUAUCCCUCUAGUCAUCUGCUGCUGAGCCCGACUCCUCCUGGUCUGCAACAACUGUUAGAUAACAUCAAAGUUCAAUACCUCCAGUUUAUGGCCUACAUGAAGACUCCUCAGUACCGCUCCAACCUGCAGCAGCUUUUAGAGCAGGAGAAGCAAAAACACAGGGACCUGUCAGGGCAGGCAGAGCAGCUCCAUUCAGUCUGCCAGUCUCACAAGGACAAGAUCAAAGGUCUCUUUCAGACCAAACUAGAUGAGCUGGGAGUGAAAGCCCUGACUGUGGAGGACCUGCUGCAGGCACAGAAGGAGAUAUCAGCUCAUAACCGCCAGUUAAAAGAGCAGACUAAGCAGCUUGAGAGAGACAUGGCCUUGCUGAGAGACCACAGCCUGCUACUGCUGAAGUCUCGAUGUGAGGAGCUGAAGUUGGAUUGGGGCUCUUUGUGUCUGGAAAGUUUGUUGAAGGAGAAGCAGGCACUGCGCAGACAAAUCUCUGAGAAACAGAGACACUGCUUGGAGCUCCAGAUCAGUAUUGUGGAACUGGAGAAGAGUCAAAGGCAGCAGGAGCUGCUUCAGCUCAAAUCCUACAGCCCCUGUGAGGGCUCCCCAUACAGAAAGAGCCUGGAAUCACGCUCUUCCACAGACAUGGACUCCUCUAAACUUGGCCUGUCUUCAGCCCCAGCCCUCAAUGGUGUCAGCCCAGAGCUUUCCAUCAAUGGCACCAGCUCACCCUGUUUUGACCGGGGCAAUACCAAGGGGGAGCUUCUGUCUCGCUACCUGCCCAUCUCUCCUGACCACGAGAUCGUGCCUGCAACUCCUGAUGCUCGGCAGAGGCAGCAAGGCUCCUCCUACGCUCUUCCAGAUUACACACGAUUCUCCCCCGCCAAGAUUGCCUUGCGGAGGCACCUUAACCAGGAUCCCACUGCCUCUGCUCACUUGAGAGGUCCGGGGCUGACCACACACAGGGAUUUGGGUGGAGUUAACUCUCCACUUGGGGCCAAACAGAACUGCCCCUCUCCCAAUGCAACUGAUGUACAAAAAAAUUCAGAGAGGGGUUGUAAGGAGAGGAGUCCGUCUGUUCAGGGUGACAACAGCAUUACAAGCCUUCCAAUCAGCAUCCCACUGAGCACUGUCCAUCCAAGUAAACUACCAGUCAGCAUCCCAUUGGCCAGUGUGGUGCUACCCAGUCGUGCUGAGAGACUGAGAAGUACCCCGAGUCCUGUCUCCCAGUCAGGCCAGACCAAUGGAUAUUCAUCCAGUUCAGGGCUGAUGAAUGGAGGUCCCCACCUUGAGGAUCAUAAUGGUGCUUCUUCAUCACCUCCUCCACACAGCAGCACUCCUCUGACAGGACCAAUAGGCAGAGGAGGUCCCAUCCAGAGCCCUCCACUCAGCACUGGAGGGGUUCUCCAGUAUGCAGACGGACCCCCGAGAAUUCUUCCAGAAGACGGACAAGACCGCCAGGGGGGCGAAUCCGACACCGAGCCCCACGACAGUGAACUGCGGAGGAGAAUCUUCUUCUCCUCCUCCUCCUCUUCAUCCUCGUCUUCCUCUUCGUCAGGCAGUGGAGGCAGCGCAGCCGGAGGAUCACGCCUCCACCAUCACACUGGCAACUCAGCCAAGCAGGGAUACCACAGUAACCAUGGAAACCAUCACCACCAGUCCCCUGGCUCACAGCACACUCACACACCCACACAUACAUUGUCAUCACAUUCCUCUCACAGCGUUGGCUCUCAAGAAGGACGCAAGCGGGGGAGAAGGAAACGCAGCUCUGCGGGGGCUAUCACAGCCAGUGGAUCCCCAAAGAGGAGGUCAUUCCCCGGGCUCAGCUCCAACAACCACUCCUCAGGAUCGCCACUCAACAUUAACUCCAUGGUUAACAACAUCAACCAGCCUUUGGAGAUUUCUGCCAUCUCCUCCCCAGAACAAUCAAGCCGCAGCCCCAGCGGGCCUGACCUGGACCAGCCUCCCAUCUUGAAGAGAGAGCGCCCUCUGGAGCUCAAUGGCACAGGUCGUUACUCCUCAGCCCCCAGCUCUGAUGACGAGGAUUCAGGAUACCCUGCUGAUAGCUCUAGUUCACGAAUUGAAAGAAAAAUUGCCACUAUAUCGUUGGAAAGCAGAGAUGGCCCUGGUAGAUUAGGGGAUGGUGAAAGAGGUAGAAAAUCUGCUAGUAGCAGCGGAAACAGCACAGGCAGUGAGGCCUCCUCUUCAUCCUCCUUGUCCUCUACCAGCAAGUGGAAAUCUACCUUUUCACCUAUUUCUGACCCCAAGCAACCCAACUCCGACCUGAGGCAGGGGGGCUCUCCAUUCGGAAUGGGGGGGUCGAGCCGGGGCACAGACUCAGAUUCUGACCACAAACAACAGCAUCAGCAGGUGAGAAAAGGGAGCGAUGGAGAGUCAUCCAGCUACAUGACCCCAAAUCCCUUCCUCAGUCAGGAGGCAGGGACCCGAGGUGGAGGCAGUGGCGGUGGUGGGGUCCAGGGAGGCAGCGGGUCAGACCAACGCCAGGCUCCCCAGAAACAGAAGGCCCCUCGUGACUGGGAGCUGAAGACGAGCAGCAGUCUGGCCAGUCAGAACCUCUUCAUCUCUGCUGCUGCCAGUAGCGGUGGGGGGAUUCUGAGUGGUAAGGUGGGAGGCAGUCCUGUAGCAGUUUCCUCAACGACAGGGUCAUCUGUAGGACAGUACCUGGGGUCUCAGUUCCCACUUGGAGGGACCUCAGUCUUACAGUCCUUGUUUGGGGCGCAGACAGGCGGAUCCACGGUGAGUGGGACCCCACGACUCGUCAACGGACAUUCAGCCCUGGGAAGCUUUUCCAGUGCUGGGCUGGCAGGGGGAGCGGCUGGAGGUAUAUUUCACCACGUGGUUCCCUCAGUGUCCUCCCAUCAGUUUGGGGCAACGCUGCCCACCUCUGGAGGCCUCAGCUCUCUGCUCAGUCUCUCUUCCUCUUCCUCUACCUCCUCGCAAACCCAGCAGCACACUACCCCCCAACCAGCCUCCACACGCCUGGCUUCAGUGUCCUCACCUCUUCCCCUUUCCCUCUCCCAGGCUCAGCACAGCCGCACACAGUCGGUCCUGCACGCCCCUUCUCCCCCCACGCUCUCCCUGCCUCCUCCGCCGCCCCUGCACAGCGUCCCCUCCUCCUCAGUACCCACGCACUCUGAUGCCCCCCCACCAUCCUCUCGAUCAGACUCCCUCCACUCCUCCCGUCUGUCACACUCCUCUCUCCACCACCAGAGAGCACAGUCAUCCCUCUCCCUCUCUCUCUCCAUCUCCUCCUCCUCCACUUCUGCCUCCUCUGCUUCUAUCUCUGCUGCUGCUGCCGCCGCCGCUACUCCCUCCCUCUCCUCUUCCUCUCUGUCAACCUCCUCCUCGUCUCGUCCGUUCGCAGUGCACUACUCCCCCCGGCUGCCCCCUCCACCACCACCAGCCACCAGUUCCGGUGGUGGCGGGAGCAUGUGGAGGACUCAGAGCAUGCAUGGCACCUACAUCGCCUCCCAGCUCCCUGGCUCCCGGCCUAGAUAGGGUUUGGGGGUGAGGGGAAAGGGGGGAGGGUGGGUGAGGAUGGCGAGGGGAAGGGAAAGGGCAAUCAGAGGGUGGAGAGAGGGAGAGAGAGACUGGUAGAGAGUGAGAGAGACAGGAUACCUGUUUUCCUGUGCUCCCACAAGCUGUUGUUCUGAUUGAACAAGGUAAUUGAUGGAAACUACCUCAACAUUAAAUAAACUAUGCAAAUGUCCAGGUGUGGACCAAGGCACUCUCCUCACUCACUGGUGCUUCAAAACGUCUGCACUACCCAACCGCCUCCAAGACCGGCUUCUGUACUGGGAUCUCUCGCACACACACGUACACAUACACACACACACACACACACACACACACACACACACACACACACACACACACAUACACACACACACACACACACACACACACACACACACAUACACACACACACACACACACACACACACACACACACACACGCUCACUCACACACUAACUACCACCACCACUAUGGUCACCUUGAGCAGAAUUCAUCGGUACUGGUCACGUUUAUGUGUUGAGUGUUGUGAGUCAAGAUGCUGAAGAUUUUAUAACAUGGAAAUCAGUACUGGCUGCUGCCCAGAACUGAAUGAACUGAAUUAUCAUGUCUGGUUUAACAUUAAGGUGCUCAGUAGAAUGAUAGUUUGUUGUUUCUUUGUCUUAGUCACCAUUAUAACAAUUAGGAUUCUGCAAAAUAAUCAGUUUUGAGUGGUUUUGUGUAACAUUAACAACCUAUCGAAGCACACAGUCCAGCUUUUUUGAGCUGAGUCUCAUCGGGUGUCACUUUCCCUCCAAAGUUUCACUUCUUACGAGUGCGUGUGUGCACACACUCAAACACACACGCAGACCAGUUCACUGAACUCUGCUCAGAUGUCAUGCAGCUUUUCCUCUCUGCAUGUGUGCUCUCUUAUCUCUGUUUUCUUCCUUCAGUGAAAUUCAGUGUUUGUUGCAGCAUAUUUGACUAUGAAACAAGAUGAGGAACUUAAUAUUUUGGUCUAACGUCACACUGGAUAGUAAGAUAGUUACUCAUGUAGCAGAAAAUGUACAAGCCCUGGCAGGAUUGUUGACACCCUAUAAACUCUGAUUAGGUUGAUUAUUUGCCAUAUUUUUAUUUUGAAGAAAAUGAAAACUGUGGGUUAUUCACUUUUAUGUCUCUUUACUUAAAAGCAAAGUGGUAGAAAGAUCACAAAAAACUCUUCUGCCUGCCCUUUUUGACAUAAAGCUAAGAACUAACGCUUCCUUUCUCUGCUACUAACUGGAGCAAAACCAUUGAAAUUCACGUUCUGAGAAAUUAAAUUAAUUCUUGAGGUGUGGUUCAGUGUUUCUCCUUUAAUAUCAGAUAUUAAACAUAUCGGUGAAAGUUUGUUUACUCAAAAAGGAGCCUUUUGUUAUUUUGUUACAAUAAUAAGGCAUAUUUCACAUUCUCUAAAAGACAGAAUGAUGAAGAGUAUGAAAGACCAUCAGUGUAUAUUGUGACGUCCUUACAUAUACAAUAUUCUAACUUUGGGAAUAUGGUGAAUUAGCAACAUUUCCAGGGUUGCCAAUAAUGCUGAGCAGAGAGAGUACAUUUUAAUAUUUUUUUAAAAGACCCAAUGAAAUUCAUUUAAUGAGAUGGUGCUCUGUGUAGAUAUUGUUAGCCACUCUCUUGUAGAAACCCACUGUUAGUGUCAGUGUAGAGUGUUGUGGCUGCACUGUUGUCAAGUGAAGCUGAAUCCAGGUGUAAAAGAAUGACAGUAAAACCACAGAUUUAAAGAUUUAACUAAUUUCUGUAUUUAUUAACAUUUUCUUCUUCAGUCAAUUUGCAAAAUCACACUACUAUGUGGGGCCACAGCAGAAAUAUUCUUACAGCAGGAAUUUUUAAACUUUUCUUAAGCUAAACGUAUUCAUAUUUAUCUCUGCUGUUGGGAAAUGCAGGUUUAGGCAAAAUGUGUUAAGGCUCAAAUAUGGACACAUGUUUUGUGGAAUUAUACUGCAUUUAGUUAAUACAACAACGCGCACACAUACACACUCAUGCAUGCAAAUCCUCACACACUGGGAAAAACACAAUUAACCAUAACCACAACAAACUACUGGACUCUUUUCACACCUUUUUGUUUGCUUUUUUAUUGUGUAAUUUGUUUUUGUUUUUUUUUGUAAACAAUGUUUGUACUGUGAAUGUGAUUCAUUCUCCAACUGUAUAGUUGUGUAUAAUUUAGAUUAUUAUAUUUAUGCUGUCAGUCUCGCCAUUUGCCUUUGUAUUUGUUUUUCUCUUUUUUUUUUUUUUUAUCCUGAAAUGUGUUGACAUUGUAGAAUGCAAUAGUGUGUGUACUUGACUCACAGUCUGAAAACAAUGGUGCUAAAUUUGGACUGUGCCUGAUCUUAUUUAUUCUAUAGUGAAAACAUCAAAAACAAAUCGAAUACUUGGUGCUGUACACAGGGACAUUUGUAAAGCCUUUUUUGGCAUUUCCUUUCUCAUAUUUAAUAUGCUAUUGUCUGGUUCUUUGAAUGCCUAGUGUACAACUGUAGACACCACCGUUCGAUAAAACUACUCUGCAACAGCUGGCUCAGAGUCUGAGUAAACAGGUAUAAGGGGCCUCUGUUCAUUUCUCACGCAGCUGUUUUAAACAUGCCUCAGCCCGCUUUGCUCUCAAUAGCGAGCUGCUCAUCUGUAAGUGAACAAGACACACUGUUUUUGUACAUAAGUUUUUGUUUCUCCUUGUAUGUCUCCAUCAUAAACAGAAAGGUAUAUAAAAUAUGUAUCUAUAUACAGUCUAUAUAUAUGAGUAUAUAUAUAAGUGAAUAGGGGUGUUUUGGUGCUGGCAUUGUGACCCUUAAAUUCAACCUGUUAAACAGGAGGCUUGAAGCCAAGGAGAGUGAAGCAUUGUCACCACCGGACCUUAACAGAUGGCGCCAAACAACAUGGCGACACAACCGCACCUGUAUCCUUGUGAUAUACACACCACAGAAACCAGAAACUCAGAAGCUGUGUGCAUUUAACACACAGAGGUGCUGUGGCUUGAACACAACUAGAUUUCAGCACUAGAACUAUUAUCACUUUUAUCAGAUGUUUUUGCCUCUUUGUUUCUCUCUUUUUUAAUUUUUCUUCUUCUUUUAUACCAACCCAGAUUCUGCAGGAAAAAUGGUGCUUCUGUUUCCAGAAAAUGGCAAUUCAGAUUUUACUAACGGAAAACUUUAACUGGUGCAUACAGAACUAAGUGUCAGCCUCUUUUACACACACUGUCUGUCUGUAGAUGUCUUACUGACUAGGCCUGCCCUUGUACUGUAAGCAUACUGUGAGACAUGCUGAUGUAAAUCACUUGUGUUAGGGUGUACGUGUGCAUCACUUGGUUGGGAGUGAGAGCAGCAGCCAAGCUUUUUCUGUUUCUGUGAUAGUGGGAAUACACUUAAGCUCA
Messenger RNA from Lates calcarifer (barramundi perch), 8609 nucleotides. RefSeq names its product DOT1-like histone H3K79 methyltransferase (gene dot1l). The record is from RefSeq and is a predicted model, not a curated record. Gene Ontology annotation, cellular component: nucleus. Lineage: Eukaryota; Metazoa; Chordata; Actinopteri; Centropomidae. Gene Ontology annotation, biological process: DNA damage checkpoint signaling; DNA repair; regulation of transcription regulatory region DNA binding. Gene Ontology annotation, molecular function: histone H3K79 methyltransferase activity.